Molecule: messenger RNA, 8561 nt
Organism: Antechinus flavipes (yellow-footed antechinus)
Lineage: Eukaryota; Metazoa; Chordata; Mammalia; Dasyuromorphia; Dasyuridae
Gene: BLTP3A
Product: bridge-like lipid transfer protein family member 3A
Exons: 21
Coding region: 311-4645 (1444 amino acids)
Molecular function (GO): histone deacetylase binding
Source: RefSeq, a predicted model, not a curated record
GAGCGAACCGGCUCCGCAGGACCGCGGGCGCGAGCUCGCUCCCGUGCAGCUCAGCGCCGCGCGGGUGGGUGGGAUCGUGGAGGAAUCGCCGAUGCCCAGGAAGCUAGGGUGAGGUGGUCGGCCGGGGAGAGCGGUCAUGGCGGCGUCGGCGACGACGGUGACGGUGACGGCGGCGACAGCAGCGGCGGCGGCCGGUCUUCCCGGCAGCGGCGAGGCCCGGAGGCCGCCUUUCCCUUAGGACUGAGGUCGGGGCCACUCAGGUCCUUCCCUCCGGCCCGGCCCCGGCCCCGGCCCCGGCUCCGGCUCCGGCAUGGCUGGGAUCAUCAAGAAGCAGAUCCUGAAGCACCUGUCCCGGUUUACUAAGAAUUUGUCCCCUGACAAAAUCAACCUGAGUACUCUGAAAGGGGAGGGACAACUGACCAACUUGGAGCUGGAUGAAGAGGUUCUGCAGAAUGUACUAGAACUUCCCACAUGGUUAGCUAUUACCCGGGUCUUCUGCAACAAGGCCUCCAUCAGGAUCCAGUGGACAAAGCUAAAGACGCACCCAAUCUGUCUGUGUCUGGAUAAAGUAGAAGUAGAGAUGAAAACAUGUGAAGAGCCGAGGCCGCCUAAUGGACAGUCUCCCAUUGCUCUGGCUUCAGGACAGAGUGAAUAUGGCUUUGCUGAGAAGGUGGUGGAGGGAAUGUUCAUUAUUGUUAAUUCUAUCACCAUCAAGAUUCACUCCAAGGCUUUUCAUGCCUCUUUCGAGUUGUGGCAGCUCCAAGGCUAUAGUGUUAACCCCAAUUGGCAGCAGAGCGACCUCCGCCUCACCCGUAUCACUGACCCCCACCGAGGAGAGGUUCUAACAUUUAAGGAGCUAACAUGGCAGACUCUUCGGAUUGAGGCAGAUGCCACUGACAAUGGUGAUCAGGAUCCAAUCACUACUCCACUGAGGCUCAUUACCAACCAGGGCAGGAUCCAAAUAGCUCUUAAAAGAAGAACCAAAGACUGCAAUGUGAUAGCCUCCAAGUUGAUGUUCCUGCUGGAUGACCUGCUAUGGGUUUUGACUGACUCACAGCUCAAAGCUAUGAUGAAGUAUGCAGAGUCGUUGAGUGAGGCUGUAGAGAAGUCAGCCCUACAGAGAAAGAGCUUGGCACCUGAGCCCAUUCAAAGUACUUCACCUGCUGCUCCCAGUGCCCAUCAUUCUUGGAACCAGACAUUUGGUGGUGGUCAGAGCAACGUUAGCAACAGCCGUAUCAGCCAGUACUUUGAGAAGUUUGAUGUGAAGGAAUCAUCUUAUCAUCUGCUUAUUUCACGCUUGGAUCUACACAUUUGUGAUGACAGCCAGUCCCGGGAACCAGGGGACUCAGCAAACAGAGUUAUGGGUGGUGCCAUGCAACUUACCUUCCGGAAAAUGGCCUUUGACUACUAUCCUUUCCACUGGGCAGGAGAGAAUUGUAGGCACUGGGUAAGGCACUGUGAGGCCAUGGAGACCCGAAGUCAGUGGGCUCAGAAACUGGUAACCGAAUUUCAAAGCAUGAUAGAAAAAUGGAAUGAAGAGGCAGAUCUCAAAUCUUCUUUGCACCUGGGUACAGACUUACCUAUCCACAAGAAGGCAGAAUCUUUCUCCAGUCCCCAGAAGACCCCCCUAGAGAAGAACUCAUUACACAGCUGCCAGACUGUUCCCACUCCACAUUGGCCCCCUGCCUGGAACCGAUUGCGCUCUAGUUGUUUGGUGGUACGUGUGGAUGACCUAGAUGUUCACCAGGUUUCUACAGCUGGGCAACCAAGGAAGAAGCCAUCUACCCUUCUUUCAUGCAACCGAAAACUUGGCAAUCUUCCCACUCAGAUAUCUGCCAUUCAUAUUGAAUUUACAGAGUAUUACUUUCCGGAUAAUCAGGAAUUCCCGGUUCCCUGUCCCAAUCUCUAUGUGCAGCUGAAUGGCCUAACCUUCACCCUAGAUCCCAUCAGUUUGCUUUGGGGAAACCUCUUCUUACUGGAUUUAUACCGCAGCCUGGAACAGUUCAAGGCCAUCUACAAACUUGAGGAUUCAAAUCAACACGAUGAACAUGUGGAUGUCCUGAUGGACACCUUCCAGUUAAAGUUGAACUUCCCCCUGGAGAAAAAAGAAUUGGCUUCCUUGCAUCGACCACAAGCCCUUGUUAUCUCCACUUCUGCCAUGACUGCCACUAAUACACGCCAUGCUCUGCAUUGUAGUUGUACAGACCUCCAGAAUAUCUUUCGUAGCUUUGCUGCUACUGAGUUCUUUCAUUCCAACUAUUCUCAUUUUCCCAAAGUCCCAGGUGGAUUCAGCCUCCUCCACAUGCUUUUCCUACAUCAUGCCUUCCAAAUGGACUCCCAUGCCCCUCAGCUCAGUACUCUCCUUCCUCAGAGGGAUCUGGCCUCCCAAGACCUCUGGUCAAUCUACUUCACCCAAAUAUCUCUGGACUUUGAAGGCACAGAGAACUUCAAAGGACAUGCAUUGAACUUUGUAGCUCCUUUCCCCUUAUCCAUAUGGAUUUGUCUGCCUAUCUGCUGGCAGCAAGCCCAGGCACGGAAACUGCUGUUGGUCAGGGAGGGGAAGAUGAAACCAUCAGCCAGUUUUGGCAGUACUGUCCAGCCCAUGUUUCUUGCCCCAGAGUCUGGAUCUCAUCAGAGGUCCAAGACAGAAUGUGAUCUGAAGAGUCUUUCUGGACUUCCUGAAGUCAUUAAUGUUCUGAGAGAAGGUAAUCGAGGUAUGGACAGCAAAGGACCCACAAUGGAAAUGGAGGCUACAGCAGAUGUCCAUAUGUUAAUACACUCUUCUUCUCAUGUUCGUGUGAGGUUGAACCACUACCAGUACUUGGCUCUGCUCCGACUGCAGGAAGCACUUCAGAGUCUUCAGGAGCAGUUGGCUCAGGACACUCAAGCUAUGACUGGAUCUCCUUUGCCACGCCAGACAGUUUGCAUUGGGAUCCUGUUCCCUAGCACUGAGAUAGCCUUACUCAUGCCCCCAACCACUUCCACUGCAGAGGCUGGCUCUGCAGGCUCAGAGACCACUAGUCUCAUAGAUUCAGAGCUCUCUCCUUCAGAGGAUAGGGAGCUGAAAUCUGAUGCUUCCUCAGAUAGGGGUCCAUUAAGCCCAACAAAGGUCCUAGAAGACAGUGGCAUUGAAAACCUGCGUACUUUACAGGAUAGAGCAGAUCCCUCCCAUAGUAACGGAAUACUGCAGGACCAGGACAACUCUUCACAGCUGGGAGACAAAGCCCAUGAGGAAGAGGUCCAUAAAUCCAUGGAAUCCUCACAGAUUAAAAGACUGAGGAAAACCCAGGUUUCUAAUCCAUCUGACAUACUGCAACGGGUGGUGAGUAGGGACACAUUUCUGAGUGCUCAGGGUGAGGCACACCCUGUAAAGAACAUCGAGGAAGAGUUGGCCAGUGCUAUACAUUUGACCAAGGAUGCAACCAAGGAAGCCCUUCACACCACUAUGGACCUUACCAAGGAAGCCGUGUCAUUGACCAAAGAUGCCUUUAACUUAGGCAAAGAUCGGAUGGCCUCCACAGUACACAAAAUGUUAUUCCUUCCUCCAGUCAACAGGGAGUCCAUGGCCAAAGUAGAGGAGGGAGGAACCGCAGCAAGCGGAGGAGCUGCCAGGCUUCGUUAUUUCUCAAUAAAGAGGACAGUAUCUCAGCAAUCACUUGAUGGUGUCUCACAGGAUGGUGGUGGCCCUGAAGAUAGGCUUUCAGUGGACAGCGAUGGAAGUGAUAGUUUUGUAAUGCUUUUGGAAUCCGAUUCUGGAUUGGAAUUAGUACCUCCAGAACAGCUCCCAUCAACAUUGGAUGUCAGUGGUAAUCAAGAGAGCCCCAGAGUAAAUGAUGAUGGCCUAAUAUCUCCAGAAGUGAAUAGCUCAGUGUCACCUAGCAAGAGAGACCCUAUUCUUCAGCCGGUAUCAGUUCUAGUCCUAAAGGUAAGCCAGGUAGCUCUUGGUAUUGAAGCACGAGAGCAGGACCUCACUGUAACCCUACAGUCAGAGGAACUAACCCUUCAGCAGCCAGGCAUUGUGAAGCUUUGGCAGUUUCUGCAUGAGCAGUGCCCAGAGUCUCCAGCUCUAAAGACUAGCCACACCAACCCAGCUGUGGGCCUCCGAUUUGAUGUGGGACCCUGUGCUGCUGUUCAUUCUCCCUUGGCUUCAAAGAAUGGUUUCCUUCACCUCUUGCUCCAAGGGGGCAGUCUGGAAUUGCUGACUUCAGUACUCACUGGCCUGGGGCCCUUCUUGGAGGAUGAGGAGAUUCCUGUGGUUAUCCCUAUGCAAAUUGAACUGUUGAAUAUGAGUAUCACCUUAAAGGAUGAUAGCCUCCCAAUUUACCCCACAUCCCCAGGACCUGUCCCAGUCACUCUGACCUUGGAGCAUAUUGUGGUGAAGCGGGAUGAUGAUGGUGUCUUCCAAAUCGUAGGUGCUGCCCAGGACAAGCCAUCAUCAGAAGGUCCUCAGCAUGAGAAAAAGCAACACUCAGAGGAACAGGUGGUUGGAUUACCUGCAGGAAUGCUCUUUGGACCCCAGGGGAAAGACCUGUCCACCCUACAGAAGGAACUUUUAGCCACAAAGCAAGCAUUAGCCUGUGCCAACAAAGACAAAGAGAAGCUUCUACAAGAAAUCAGGAAGUACAAUCCUCUAUUCCAGCUCUGACAGCAGGAACACCAGCUGCCUUUGCCCAUGGGAAAGAACACUAAUAGCAGAAAAAAAAGCAAGCUCCAUCUGAUAUUGUACAUGUCUGUUUGAUUACAUUGGAGGGAGAACAGGAAUUUCUGAACCUGCUCCUUUCAGGCCUGUUUUGUUCCUGCCAGCUCUUCUAGCCAAAGACAGGAAGCUUUGUGUGUGGUUCUCACUGUUCUAGUGCCAUUCACAACCUAUUUAAAGCUCCACAUGCCCAGUGGGCCCGAGUCUUUUGGUGUGUAAGACAUUUCAUGUCCUGGGGUCUUUGCAAAAAUGCUCACUUCCUCCUUAACACGAGUUUGUAUAAGGGAGAAAACCUGCUCCUUCCAGUAACCUGAGAAAGAACCACCAAAGAUCACAUGUCCCAGAGCUUCCAGUAGCAAAACUCAAUCAACAUGGCCAUGAACCCCAACUGAGGAAAUUGCAGCUCCACAGAGAGUAGUUCAGCAUGAUGAUGGGUGCAAAGGGAUGGAUGGAGCCCAACAUGAUCCAGAUGUAACACCUUAGGCAUGGUGAGAGAAAGGGACAGCACUCCACCAUUCUUGGAAAAGGAACUGAGCAUAUUUCAUCUUUGCAUAUACUGCCAUCAGAUUUUUCAGGAAGGUUUGUUAGAUAUAAGAAGGAACUAAAUUCAUUGUGGUAAUGUAAUAGUAGUAAACAAGGGUGCAAUGCCAAUGUUGUCUCUUCCUUCUAUAACAGUUUAUUUGAAACUCAAAACAACAAAAAUGGUAAGCACAGAGCUUAGUUGAAAAUCUGAUCUGGUAGAAGUGCGAGAGAGAUGAGUGGAAUUCUUGCAUUUGAUCUUUGGUACUGUUGAUUUUCUGAGGCUUUUAGAUCUUUACAAUUCCAGCCCCAGCCCUCAUCAGUUCUUUCCUUCCCAUACUCUUCUUCUCUAUUCCCCCUGUAGAUGAAAGUGUGAGUCAGAAACAGUUCUCUUCAUAUUAACCAGGAUGGAAGCUAAUAAUAUUUUUUUAACCUUCAGUAUAAAUAUCCAACAUGCACAACCCUUGCUUCCUUUGCAAUUGUGACUUUUCUUUGCUCACGUAUUAACUCUUCUCCCACAGAAGAACUUGCAUUUUCCCUUCUAAAAUAGGCAAGUCUCCAUAAUGUGCAAACCCAGGAAGCAUAUCAUUUGGUUAACUAUAACCAGGCAAGUUGGUCAAGUUGAGUCAAGAUAGAAUAAUUUAACAGUUUUAUAUCAUAACUUAUUGGAGAAAGGUUAACACUCUUUUUCUUAAACAGGAAAGUGUUCAACUUUUCUUUGAAUUAGUUAAAUUAGACUUUUAAAAAGUUUGGCAAGAUUCCACACCAGAUUUUCCUAAAGUUACUCCAUAAUAACUUUGGAGGAAUAUGAUACAGGCAGAGUAUAAGUAGGUUGCUUAAGAGAAGUCAUAAGAUAAAUUCAUAUAUGAUAGCCUCCUAAUCAACUAUUAGGGGAAGUUAGAACUUUGGGGAUACACAUCACAAUAGGCAAACAUAUUCUCUCAUAAACCAUUCUUUGUAGGAAUUUUGAAGACUAAGUAGAGUGGACUUUAGGUCUGACCAAGUGAGAAUUUAUGUUUUUUAAAAAGAAUGAAAAAAAAAAAAAGGACCAUAAAUUUGAAAACGUUGUUAAAUCUCAUGCUCACUUGAAUGAAGUUUAACUCAUAGCUAAUUGUUUUCUUCUUCCCUUACAAAGAAAAUGAGAAAAAUUCUAUAAUAGAUGUCACCUAACAAAAUUUAGCUGGCAUACAGUGGGCCACAGUUGGAAAUAAAAGCGCUGAAUUAUGACUAAGGGUAUAACUUUAAUAACUGUCUUGCCAACUUCUAGGGUUUGCUCAAGUUUUGUGACAACUGUAAAAAGCAGGGCAAAGUGCACUGAAAGACUUACAGCUUUUUGGCUUCCUUAUACCAGGCAGUUUCUGCCAUUGUGUCUUGAAACUUUCCUUUGGGAAAGAUAGUAUGGAUCAUCUCCUCCUAGUUUACUAGGAUGAUACCAUCUAAUCAUGUCUUCCAUGGUUUCUCCAUUGCCCUAUAUUAAGGGAAAGAAGACUUUUUCUUAAUGAAGAAAAUGUGAAAAAUUGGUAGUUCCCUGCUCAGUGUGCUGCUGAAGAGUGAUGGGGGAGAGUUGCAAUGUCUCUCUGCCCACUUCUCUGGGCUUGGAGGGGCUCUGCCUUUCUGCAGCUUGACCUCCUAUACAUAAAACCAUGAAGAAGCUGUGAACAAAAGAAAUGCAGACAACCUUCAGCAGCUCUGUCUUUGUCUAAAAUGCAGCUCUGCUGUCCUUCAACAAUAGAAUGUCUUGACAUUCUACUCAUGAAUGGUUUGAAUAUGAAGUAGUUAAAGUUGUAUCAUCUAAAUUUGUCACGCAGACUUCUUGUUUACAUUGCUGCACAUAAGAGACUAAAACACAGGACCUUCUCCAGAGCCACUGAGAUACUGUGUAAAUGUUGUAGUUACAUGAAUUUUGACACCGGAAUAAUUUUGCAAUUCAGCUUUUGCUUGGGUUCAUUUAUUCUGACCUAUGGCAAAUAGAGGAAUAGAUUCUUUGCAUGAUGUGACUAAUUUUUUCUGACUCAUAGUUUGACCUUGGAAUUUUAUGGAUCUCAAUGUAUGCUUUUUUUUUUUCCAUAGCUCUAUAAAGAAUGAUCCUUGUGUAUGGAAUUUGUAUGCAGGUGCUAGCUACUCCUAUAGGUGCUUAUAGGUAACCUAUUUAAAUUGGAUAAAACUAGGGCAAGUAUGUUGUGAAUUGGAAAGAAGGUAACUUGAAAUGUUAAUUGAUACAUGAAUUCUUUGCAUUUAUAAAGAAAUGUAAAAGCUGUGCCAUGUUAACCAGUUGUCACAGCCCCAAAGACAAAGGCCUUGAUCACUUUUCAAUUAAUGUAUUGUCAGUGUUUGCUGAGAGAUCUUCCUCAGUAUUGGCAUCAUACUUUCAGGAAACUUAAACAUGGCAUCUGGUUACCUCUUCUGCUUUCCAAUUAAUCAUCAAGGAUUGAUCCCUUUAAUCAGGUUUGGGUAGUAGCCACUGUCUUUCUAUUGAAUAAUUUCCCCUUCUUUCACUAUGUGGAUAAUGGGAAGCAACUAACAUUAACAAAUGAAACUCUUGUUAAGUCCUUUAGAUUUUUAAAAGGGACAUAGAAUAAGUCCUUUGAUUUGGGAAGCUUAGGAGCCAAACUCUUCCAUAAUUCUCUUCACUGUGGCGCUGUUUGCUAAGUGACAGAUAUAUAAAUGUGUUCUUCCCAAAUUACUUAGAAAUCACUGCAACUCUUAACUAUGAGCCUUACUGGGCACCACUGACAGUGGCAAUCGUUGUGACCCAUCAGCCCAAGAAAUGCUCAAAAGUUAACUGAAGCAGAGGUUCCUUCCUUCCUUAUACCAUAGUAAAAGUUGAUUUGGUUUAAUUUAUUGAAUUUUGAUCAAGACUUAGAGUCUUGAAUCUUUUCCUUGUGGCAAUCACUAAAGCAUCUUAUAUGUAGACUGAGGGAAUCUGAUGUGGAAACCCUUUGUUUUAGUAGUAGAUAUUCAAAAUCAGGCUAGUAGAUAGAUCUCUUAUAAUAAUUCCUUUUCAUAUUUACUAGGUAGAACUUCUGCCUUAGAAAGAAAAAUUAAGAACCAUUUUGCUUGAAUUGUAAUGAAAACAAUGCCUUCUCUUUUUCCUAAUGAAACACAAGAGAAAGGAAACAACUUCUGGGAAUUCCCAAAGUUUCAAAUUGGCCUUAUUAUUGCUGAUCACUGUCCAUAAAAGGUCACUUCACUAUCCUCUGUUGGAGUAAACAGUGUGGAUGUAUCUGCUGAACCAGAAUCCUAGUCAGUAUUAGGAAUUUUAAUGUUACAAUAUCUAAUAUUUCCAUGCGUGUACUGGUUCUGUGAACCACCUGGAAAAAUGGUAAAUUAAACUUACUGAACAGCA